Molecule: messenger RNA, 3850 nt
Organism: Ricinus communis (castor bean)
Lineage: Eukaryota; Viridiplantae; Streptophyta; Magnoliopsida; Malpighiales; Euphorbiaceae
Product: probable receptor-like protein kinase At5g59700
Exons: 1
Coding region: 852-3359 (835 amino acids)
Biological process (GO): protein autophosphorylation
Cellular component (GO): plasma membrane; plasmodesma
Molecular function (GO): ATP binding; transmembrane receptor protein tyrosine kinase activity
Source: RefSeq, a predicted model, not a curated record
CUCUUCCUUCCCCAGAAACCUUCUCAAUAAAUAUUUCUUUUGCUUUCAGUAACCUCUUUUAGACCCUCCAUUUAGUUUACCUCUCUGCAACAAGAACUAUAGUUUCACAAUAUAUCUGCAGCUUCACCACUUGCCAUAUCAAUCUCAAGGUCUCAACCUUCUAGUAUCUUAGCUGGUUUCUCAUGUCCUUUUGGCUCUGUAUUCCCUUGGUUUGUGUUUUCGUUUACUUUCUUUUUGUCUCAUUAUUGUUUUUUGUUCCUCAUUGAUUUUAUAUAUAUAUAUAACUUUUUUUAAAAUAAAUAAUCUAAGAAUCCCUCAAUAUCUGAGGUUGUCACCAAGUUCAAAACUAGCUUAUGCUUUGCUAGAUUUCUGCUGUGCUGGUUAUUAAUUUAUUAUUCGUUGCUCUUAUUUUAAUUGAAAGUUGACAACUUGAAACUCCAUUUUAGCUUACCAAAAGGGUAACUUGCACCAGAUUUGCCUUCCGCUCAAGAGUUUCUCAUCUGGGUAUCUCUGUAACUCCAUUUUGAGCUAACAUGAUCUCAAAGGUGCAAUCUUUUCCAUUUUCUGUUCCAUUAUCUUCAUGGGUCCUUUAUUUUUAUUUGAUUUGAGGUUAAUAAAUAGAGCUUUCUUAUUCUGUCUCCAUUGAAAAAAUUAUUACUUCUGGUUGAUCAAAAGUUCUUGAAUUGCUUACUAGAAUUCAUUUCCUUCCUUUGGUUUUCCAAGGACCUUCUUUCUGUUUCUACUUUUGUUGAUUAAUAGUGGUUCCUUUACUGCUCUGCCUUUGUUAGAACCCAAGACUUUGCUUAAGCUCAAUUAGGAACUAUUUCUCAAUUUCCCCGAUUCUUGUAGUGAUGGGUGAUAAAGGAUUGAAAUUUUUUGUUUGGGUUUUACCAAUAUUGAGCCUGAGCUUGGCAUUUUUAUGUAGUGGAUUUAUUCCUGUAGACAAUUACCUUGUAGAUUGUGGAUCAAACAAAGAUACUGCGGUUGGCAAACGUGUUUUUUUGGCUGAUAACUCUAGCUCAAAUUCCAUUUCUACCCCAAACACCAUUUUUGCUUCAACUCCCAAAUCUGUCCCUUCUUCUGAGGGCUCACAGCUGUAUCAAACAGCAAGAAUCCUCAAUGGAACCUCAAAGUACACCUUUUCAAUUCGACAACCUGGAAGACAUUGGAUUCGCCUUUAUUUCUAUCCAUUUGUUUAUGAUGCUUAUGAUAUGAGCCAGGCAAGAUUUGAUGUUUUCACUCAAGACCAUGGACUUCUGAGCAAUUUUAGAGUGAAUGCAAGUGCUUUUAAAGAAUUUUCCAUCAAUGUAACCUCAAAAAGCCUUGAAAUUACCUUUGCCCCUUCCAUCAAUUCAUUCGCUUUUGUAAAUGCCUUGGAAGUUGUUUCAGCCCCUGAUACACUUAUUACAGGUGAUCCUGUCACUUUUAAUCCAGUUGGGAAUUUUCAAGGCUUGUCCUGGCAGGCAUUGGAGACUGUUUAUAGGGUGAACAUGGGUGGACCAUUAAUUACAUCUCGUAAUGAUACCCUUGGGCGAACUUGGGAGACUGAUCAAAAGUUUCUCACCAACAAGAACGUUGCCACAACUAUAUCUAAAAUUGCUGCUGUCAAGUAUGUAGAGGGUGGGGCGACACCAGAUAUUGCUCCUAAUGCUGUAUAUGGUACUGCCACCAUGAUGAACUCAUCAGGUGAUCCCAACAGCAAUUUCAACGUGACCUGGAAAUUCAAAGUUGAUCCAGGAUAUCAGUAUUUUGUUCGGUUUCACUUCUGUGAUAUAGUAAGUACUGGUCUUAACCAGCUCUACUUUGAGGUUUAUAUCGACUCUUGGCUUGUUGCUAAGGAUCUCGAUCCUAGUUCUGCUUUAUCAAACAUUUUGGCGGGUGCGGUGUUUAUGGAUUAUGUCACAGCAUUAACUGUCAACGAUACUCUUCAUGUGAGUAUUGGUCCAAGCACCUCACUAAAUGUUUUCCCAAAUGCCAUUCUAAAUGGGUUGGAGAUCAUGAAAAUGAACAAUUCCCUGGGCAGCCUCAGUGGGGCAGCUCCUUUGCUUUCUGAUUCAAGUUCAAAGAAGGAUGUUGGCAUAAUAGUGGGCUUGACUGUUGGGGCAUUUAUAAUUGUGGUCUUAGCUGGAAUUCUGUUUAUGCUGUGCAGAAAAAGAAAAAGACUGGCACGCCAAGGCCAUUCAAAGACAUGGAUUCCUCUAUCUAUCAGUGGAGGACAGUCUCAUACUAUGGGUAGUAAAUAUUCUAAUGGAACAACUGUUAGUAUUAAUUCUAAUUUGGGAUAUCGUAUUCCAUUUGCUGCAGUACAAGAAGCCACAAACAGCUUUGACGAGAGUUGGGUUAUUGGUAUUGGUGGUUUUGGGAAGGUGUACAAGGGAGUUCUAAAUGAUGGUACGAAAGUGGCUGUUAAAAGGGGAAAUCCGCGCUCCCAGCAGGGACUUGCAGAAUUCCAGACUGAAAUUGAGAUGCUAUCCCAGUUCCGACAUCGCCAUCUUGUUUCAUUAAUUGGGUACUGUGAUGAAAAAAAUGAGAUGAUCUUAAUUUAUGAAUAUAUGGAGAAUGGGACUCUCAAGGGUCACCUCUACGGCUCAGGUAAUCCCAGCUUGAGUUGGAAAGAAAGACUUGAGGUAUGUAUUGGAGCAGCUAGAGGUCUUCAUUAUCUGCACACUGGCUAUGCUAAAGCAGUCAUUCACCGUGAUGUGAAGUCUGCAAAUAUCUUGCUUGAUGAGAACCUCAUGGCCAAAGUCGCAGACUUCGGGCUUUCAAAGACGGGACCUGAAAUUGAUCAGACCCAUGUGAGUACAGCAGUGAAGGGAAGUUUUGGUUACCUUGAUCCUGAAUAUUUCAGAAGGCAACAACUGACGGAGAAAUCAGAUGUGUAUUCCUUUGGAGUAGUUCUAUUUGAGGUUCUUUGUGCAAGACCUGUUAUAGAUCCAACCCUUCCAAGGGAAAUGGUGAACUUAGCAGAAUGGGCAAUGAAAUGGCAGAAGAAAGGGCAAUUGGAGCAGAUAAUAGAUUCUACGCUUGCGGGAAAAAUAAGACCAGAUUCACUUAGGAAAUUCGGGGAAACUGCUGAGAAAUGUUUAGCUGACUUUGGGGUUGACAGGCCUUCUAUGGGAGAUGUCUUAUGGAAUCUUGAGUAUGCUCUUCAACUUCAAGAGGCAGUUGUUCCAGGUGACCCUGAGGAAAAUAGUACUAAUAUGAUUGGUGAGCUCUCACCACAAAUCAACAAUUUCAGCCAUGUUGAUGACAAUAAUUCUGCUGCACAAUUUGAAGCAUCAAGUAAUAGUGUGGAUGAUCUCUCUGGGGUUUCAAUGAGUAAGGUAUUCUCUCAACUGGUGAAGUCUGAGGGAAGAUAACUUGUCGGUGAUGGUAUGUUUGAUGAGCUCUAGCUUGUUCUUCAACAUCACUUCUCUGGCUUGUCCUCUCACCAAGUGAAUUAGGGCGCUUCUCUUUAUCAAGAUGAGAAAGUAGAACUUGAGUAUUCUAAGGAGAAAAUCCUGUCUGAUAAAAUCAAGAGAGCAUCUUCUGCAUGACUUUUUUGGUUGGUGUUUGGACAAAACAAAGAAGAGUUGCUCCAUGUUCGAACAGCUAGUUGGAUCCUUCACGUAGGUGCCUAAAUUAUACCAUUGUUUUUGGAGUUCUGGAUAUGAAACCAAGUUCACUCUUUUGUACAGCAGGGAUGAUGUAUCAAAAGUGAGUUUUAGGGAAUUGAUAAGAGUCUUGCAUUUUAAUUUGUAGGCUGUGUUUUGUGUCUAGUCAUAGUUAUAUGAAAUAUAAACUUGUUAUAACUGCAAUGAUUUCUAUAUUUGGAAAUGUUUGUCUGAAUCUUAGCCUUGUUUUAUUUUAA